GUCAGUGACCGUCGAAAGAAACACAAAGUUCUCCGAAAGAACUUGCAAUAAUUGUCUACCUAUCAAGAUGGCAGGCACUCUACUGACCUGCUGUCUUACGCCAACGGAUAAACAGGCCUUGAAUCACAGCAAAGAUAUCGACAAACAGCUUCAGAGAGAUAAAAAUUACAUUCGAAGAGAAGUGAAGGUGUUGCUCCUCGGUGCAGGCGAGAGUGGGAAAAGCACGUUUUUGAAGCAGAUGAAAAUCAUCCAUGAACAACAAUUUACAGAUCAAGAAGUGAAAGAGUUCCGUAACAUCAUCUAUGGAAAUAUUAUCAAGGGUAUGAAAGUGUUGGCAGAUGCCCGUGACAAGUUGGGUAUACCAUGGGGUGAUUCAGGCAACGAAAAGCAUGCCGAGUUUGUCAUGAGUUUCAACACUCAAGCUGCCCAGCUCGAACCACCUCUGUUUGUCCAAUACGUGCAACCCUGUGUGGAACUGUGGAAAGACAGUGGGAUUCAAAGUGCGUUUGAUAGAAGAAGAGAAUUUCAACUGGCUGACUCUGUUAAGUACUUCUUGGAUGAAAUUGAUCGAGUAGGCAGAAAGGACUACAUACCAAGCCUGACUGAUAUCCUCCACUCUCGUAAGGCCACCAAAGCCUUCCAGGAGCAUGUCAUCGACAUCAGGAAUGUGCCCUUCCGCUUCGUUGACGUCGGCGGCCAGCGCUCGCAACGGCAGAAGUGGUUCCAGUGCUUUGAGAGCGUGACCUCCAUCCUCUUCCUGGCAUCGUCAAGUGAGUUUGAUCAGGUCCUCAUGGAGGACCGCAUCACCAACCGUCUCCUGGAGUCGUGCAACAUCUUUGACACCAUCGUCAACCACAAGUGCUUCGCCAGUAUUUCCAUUAUCCUCUUCCUCAACAAAACGGACUUGCUAGAGGAGAAGAUCAAGCAUGUUAGCAUAAAGGACUACUUCCCCAACUUCCAGGGGGACCCGCACUCGAUGAACGACGUUCAGAAUUUCAUCCUCAAGAUGUUUGACGUAAGGCGCAGGGAACGCGGCAGCAAGGCACUCUUCCACUACUUCACAACGGCCGUGGACACUAACAACAUCAGAUAUGUGUUUCAAGCAGUACGGGACACUAUCCUUCAAGAGAACCUCAAGCGAUUGAUGUUGCAGUGAUGCAAACUCUCCUUUCUUUUCCUAGUGCCUAGUCCCAUAAAUACCCCUCUGUGUUAGCUCGGUGGAGUCCAUCUGGCAAUUUUUAUACCUUCAUUCACAGAGGAGCUUGGAAUUUGUUAUUGUCAAAGAAGAUUGGAACAAGAUUGGAACAAGAUUGGAACAAACAUAAAGUUGUAAAGAAGAUCAGCGCUGAUUGAUCCAUUCUGAGGAUCGCAUCGGCUUUCAGAUCUUUUUGCUCAUUUUUGUUUUGCUGUUAUAUCAAAAUGUAUUAUAUCUUAGGAAAAGAAUUUGCAAUUUUCUGUACUGCUUAAUACUAAGUGUCGCAUGUGGGAAACUACAGAUGUUGCUCUCAUGUCAUGUUGGUGACCAGACUCCAAAGAUUGAAAAAUCACGAUUAAAAUCAUUCAGUGUAUUUGAUUUCAGAGAAAUGUGAUCAAUUAGAUGUAUACUGUACAUGUAUGCUGCAUUUUCAAUUGUUUUCAAUUGUAGAAGCUAGACAGGUAGGUUGAAUUGACUCUUGCAUCUGAAGAAAGUCAUUAAAACUUCUGCAGACUAAACGCACAGUAGCAUGCUAUACAUGUAGUUUGUAACAUCAUCCCUCUGUCACCUACAAUGUAUACAGUACAUGUGCAUUAGAUGUCAAUGUAUACCUGCAUGUACCAGCAUUCAUACUCUAGCUAGCCAGGUACAUAAUGUCAAAUGACACAAGUAAGUAUCGUUUUAC
Molecule: messenger RNA, 1880 nt
Organism: Strongylocentrotus purpuratus (purple sea urchin)
Lineage: Eukaryota; Metazoa; Echinodermata; Echinoidea; Camarodonta; Strongylocentrotidae
Product: guanine nucleotide-binding protein G(12) alpha subunit
Biological process (GO): Rho protein signal transduction; adenylate cyclase-modulating G protein-coupled receptor signaling pathway
Cellular component (GO): heterotrimeric G-protein complex; brush border membrane
Molecular function (GO): guanyl nucleotide binding; GTPase activity; D5 dopamine receptor binding
Source: RefSeq, marked provisional